AUGCUCCUCUUCUGUCUGGUAACAGGGCGGCUCAGUGUGAAGCAGGAGGAGAUCGAUGAGAUGCUGAAGGAGGCCUCGGGCCCGAUCAACUUCACCAUCUUCCUCACAAUGUUCGGAGAGAAACUCAAAGGAGCCGAUCCGGAGGAAACCAUCCUCAACGCCUUCAAAGUGUUCGAUCCCGAGGGGAAGGGGAUCCUGAAGAAGGAAUAUAUUACUGAGAUGUUGACCACACAAGCGGACCGGUUUUCUGCAGAGGAGAUGGAGCAGAUGUUCAUCGCGUUCCCUCCAGAUGCUGCGGGAAACCUGGACUACCAGAAUCUGGUCCACAUCAUCACUCACGGAGAGGAGAAGGACCAGGAGUAGUUCAUUCGGCCCUCAGCCAAUCACAGCGCUCCCUGUGUGUUUGUACCCGCCCACUUAUUUAUAAUUGACAGGCUUGAAACGGAGCUCAAAGUCAAUGUAGUUGCUGAAACGAGAAUGGUCAGAUUUUUUAACCUGUGAUGAUGUUGUGUUGAUGUUUGCACC
Sinocyclocheilus rhinocerous is the source of this 525-nucleotide messenger RNA. Its product is annotated as myosin regulatory light chain 2, ventricular/cardiac muscle isoform-like. Bases 1 to 363 code for a protein of 120 amino acids. Gene Ontology annotation, molecular function: calcium ion binding. The transcript has 4 exons. The record is from RefSeq and is a predicted model, not a curated record. Lineage: Eukaryota; Metazoa; Chordata; Actinopteri; Cypriniformes; Cyprinidae.